Molecule: messenger RNA, 951 nt
Organism: Caenorhabditis remanei
Lineage: Eukaryota; Metazoa; Nematoda; Chromadorea; Rhabditida; Rhabditidae
Exons: 1
Coding region: 1-951 (316 amino acids)
Source: RefSeq, a predicted model, not a curated record
AUGCGAACGAAGAAAAUCGUGUGCUCGUUGAACCUCCACUCUAAGAAAAUCUCAUUAGACGCGUGUGCAUCGUGUGGAUUGGAAAUCCGAUUCUAUUCCUGCGUAAUAAGCGUGACAUUCGACAAAUUCGAAAAAAAUGAGAGAGAAAUUGUAGAGAUAGAGAGACCAGAGAGUGUCAAAUUGCAUGUGGCACGAAAAGUUAACUACAGAGUUGAAUAUGAGGAUUAUCAAUGGGAGAAUGGAACAUUUGAAGUGAGAGAUUACAUUGAUCAUUUCAUGGAAAUACUACAUCACGAUUGGAUUGAUGAAUUGACUGUUAGGAGUGAUCAUGCUUAUCCACCAGAGGAAAUUCAACAGCUUGUAAACGGAUUAGAGAUAAGAGAACUUUCUUUUUCUCAUGACGGAAAUUUGAGAAUUUCUGAUGACGGCAUGAUAAUUUAUUUGAAUGCGAUAAGGCCUUCACGUAGCUUUUAUUUGGAUCAAACCCCGCUUUUCGUCUGGAAUCACUCCAGGAUGAGCCAAUUUUUUGUUCAAAAUCUUGAUUAUAUUGUGAUAGGAGACGCUCCUUUAUUAACUCUUGACGACUUGUUACUUAUGAAUGUUUCGGAGAUUCAAAUCAAUAGAACUCGGAUGAUCGAAAAAGAUUUCAAUCGGUUUUUGAAGCAUUGGAUCGCCGGAUCGAAUCCAAGAUUGAAGUAUCUUAUGGUUGGAGGUGAUUUGACAAUUGAAGAUAGAGAGGAGUACGAGAGGGAGUUAUUGCAAGGAAUAGAGCACAGAAAGAUACCUGAUGAGGAGGAGAGAACCUGCGUGAGACGAAUGGGUACAUACGAGGAACGUACGGAAACAGUUUCAGGUGGUUCUUAUAUUAGAAGAAAAGAUGGGACUGAGGCUAUCGUCCACGCUAAGUAUCUUCGGUUUCAUUUGAUUCUCCAAGAGUUUUUGAAUGAUUAA